GACUCUCCGUCGCACUGGCCCCGCCCCCUGCCGCCUUCGUUCGUCGGGAGCGGCGGAGAUGCGCUGCACUUGUCCGGCGUAGAUCAGGGCCGCUGUUCGUUUCCUAUCCGUGUUUCCUUCGUGUUAGCGGGUCACAUCCGUCCGUGUGCCAUGGCCUCUGUGCGGCCCGGAAGCCCACGGUGACAUGCGUCCACGGAGCGCUGAACCUGUUCCCUCCCGCACGGCACGAACCCCGUGAAGCAGCAGCAGGCCGCGUCUCCUCCGCACCCACGAUCAUGUCGGGGAAUCAUUACAAAGGCCACGAAGUCAGCUGCUGCAUCAAAUACUUCAUCUUCGGAUUCAACAUCCUGUUCUGGCUGCUGGGCAUGGCCUUAGUGGGAAUCGGACUGUGGGCGUGGAGCGAGAAGGGGGUCCUGUCCAACAUCUCAUCUAUCACAGACCUGGGGGGUCUGGACCCGGUCUGGCUCUUCAUGGUGGUUGGGGGGGUUAUGUUCAUCCUGGGCUUUGCCGGAUGCAUCGGAGCGCUGCGGGAAAACACGUUUCUCCUGAAGUUUGAGGACGUGAUCAACACUCAGUGUGGCUACGACAUACGAGCCAAACCAGACUCCGAGCAGAAGGACUACAUCAACGUUAAAGGCUGCGUGCCCCAGUUUGAGAAGUGGCUGCAGGACAACCUCACGCUGGUGGCGGGGAUCUUCAUCGGCGUAGCGCUGCUGCAGAUUUUUGGCAUUUGUUUGGCUCAAAACUUGGUGAGCGACAUCGAGGCGGUGCGGGCGAGCUGGGUGCCCCCCCCUCUCUACAUGCGCCGACUCCCACCGUACUCCAGCAAGAAAGCGUCGGCUUACUACUCGUGAGACACUCGCACACACACCGCAUGUGUGUUUGUCACCGUUUCUUUACCUAAUGCAGCGUUUAAGCUCCAGCACCGUCGGGGACCUGAUCACGGCACCAUCCCUUCACUGAACCAGCACCUUUGUUCCAAGGCACUAAUAUGUGAAAUGACUUGUAUAUAAACACUGUGAGUAACUACUGUACAAAGACUGAGCACUGUUAGCAUUCGCAGCGCUCCAGGUUUGAUAGCUACACGUAGAGAGUAGAAGUUUUGAUAAUGUUUUUGAUAUUAGAUAUUUUUCACUGUAGUC
Neolamprologus brichardi is the source of this 1142-nucleotide messenger RNA. The record is from RefSeq and is a predicted model, not a curated record. Lineage: Eukaryota; Metazoa; Chordata; Actinopteri; Cichliformes; Cichlidae.